AUGUCCUCUUUCUUUACGCUGCCGGCAUCCCAACGCAAGCGGAAGAGAGAUGAUGGUGUUGCUGCUCCUGCCUCAAAGAAGAGGGGAGCGUUAGCAAAAAGUGGCGGGAAGGGUACGCAAGAUGCUGGCCGGCGAGACACGAGAAACCAGAGAGAUGAGUCGAUAUCUGGAAGCGAGUCUGAUGGUGAUGACUUGCCCCAAAGUGAAAUCUCAAUUGAGGAGGAGGGUUCAGAGGAAGAGUCAGAAAACGAACCUGCCGCAGAUCGGAGGUUGAGACUCGCGGAGAGAUAUCUGGAAAAUAUAAGAGAGGAGGUUGAUGAGAUUGGCUUUGACGCUGCUGAAAUUGACCGGGACUUGAUUGCGGAGAGACUAAAAGAGGAUGUGGAUGAAUCGAAGGGCCGGAUAUAUCGACAAAUCAGCUCUCAGUUAUCUCUUUCCACAGCGUCACAUUCCUUUUUCCGUGCAGAUACGCAAAGUACCACUGCGAUUGCGGUACAUUCACCUUUCGUCUAUACAGUUUCCAAAGACAAGACCCUCAUAAAAUGGGAGCUAGCGACCCCAUACCCUAACCCCCCAACAGAGCAAAACGCUCAGAUAAAAAACGGAGAACCAACGAGAACCAAGCGGCCUCAACGGAAAAAACCAAAGAAGAUCAAAUCCGUUCGGGGGCUACAGCAAACCGACGAAGGGGGUGAGCCUCAGGGCCACAUCGGAAAUAUCCUCACAGUGGCCGUGUCUCCCUCAGGCGACUUUGUAGCAACUGGAGGCACAGACCGACGCAUAGUCAUAUGGGACUCGGCGACACUCACCCCUCUGAAAACCUUCAAUCAACACCGCGACUCCGUGAGCGGGCUAUCAUUCACGCGACGAAUCUCCUCAUCUAGCUCCGGCGAACAACUUUUCUCCUCCUCCUUCGAUCGCACCAUAAAAACAUGGUCGCUCAGCCCUGGCGCGCAUGCCUACGUAGAAACCCUAUUCGGUCACCAGGACCACGUCAUUGCCGUUGACUCCAUGGCGCUAGACCAGUGUGUCAGCGUUGGUGCCCGCGACCGCACCGCACGGUUAUGGAAGGUUGUUGACGAAACACAACUCGUCUUCCGGGGUGGCAACUCAAAGGGCAGCUCGUAUGUUGAGGGUUCAAUUGAUUGCGUGGCGGUAUUGCCGCCUGCACAUUUUGUCACCGGCUCAGACUCGGGAGCCAUCUCGCUCUGGUCGAUAUAUAAGAAGAAGCCACUCUACACGAUCCAUCAGGCCCACGGGGUCGACCCUGUACCACCCCUCGAUGAACUAUCGUCUGAGUUGGACCCUGUAGUUGCAAAGAACAAUACGCGGAACAUGUCGCCCAACCCCCGGUGGAUAACCGCUCUCACAACUCUGCCGGGAACAGAUAUUGUCCUAAGUGGAAGCUGGGACGGAUGGAUCCGCGCCUGGAAAAUUUCAGAGGAUAAGAGAAUGAUCAUUCCACUAGGACGAGUCGGCUGCCCAACUCAACCACCAUCACAACCCACCGUCAAUGGAACAGAUCUAAUCAGUAACGGUAAUGACAACAUGGACCUUGAAGUCCCUACAUCCACAUCUGAUGAACACGGUCCUCAUCCAAAUCCAUUCCUAAGGGGCAUUGUUAACGGAAUUGACGUAUUCGAACGAUCAGCUCCUGACAAUGCCCCAGCCAAUGCUUUCAAAAUGAAAUCGAAGAAGGGCAAAUCUAACUCCUCAUCCCAAAAAGACCUAAUCCAGGGGCAGGAGCAGAAAGGUAUCUGCAUCGUUGCCGCCAUGGGAAAAGAACAUCGACUUGGUCGGUGGAAGUAUCCUACCGACAAUGGUGAGAAUGGCAAAUGUGGUAAUGGAACUGGGCUGGGGGGAAGGAAUGGGGCAGUGGUGUUCGAGGUGCCUUUUUUGCGGAGAAGGGAGGAUGAGGGCGCCUGA
Histoplasma mississippiense is the source of this 1926-nucleotide messenger RNA. RefSeq names its product rRNA processing protein RRP9. NCBI's taxonomy places the organism in Eukaryota, Fungi, Ascomycota, Eurotiomycetes, Onygenales, Ajellomycetaceae. Gene Ontology annotation, cellular component: small-subunit processome. Gene Ontology annotation, molecular function: protein binding; snoRNA binding. The coding region runs from base 1 to 1926 and encodes 641 amino acids. The record is from RefSeq and is a predicted model, not a curated record. The transcript is spliced from 2 exons.